This is a messenger RNA of Caenorhabditis remanei, 1176 nucleotides long. RefSeq lists its product as uncharacterized. The transcript has 8 exons. Bases 1 to 1176 code for a protein of 391 amino acids. NCBI's taxonomy places the organism in Eukaryota, Metazoa, Nematoda, Chromadorea, Rhabditida, Rhabditidae. The record is from RefSeq and is a predicted model, not a curated record.
AUGAAUCUCUUCGCGUCCUACGGUCUCUCCAUACUGGAGUAUAUUAGCUCCGGAAAGUAUUAUGCUUUAACGGAAGAAUCAACAACUGUAAGGAGUAAAGCAUGGGAAUUCAUUCAUGAGUUCGGAGUAUGUCUGCAAUCUUUUUCAAUGUUAUUGUUUUCCAUGGAGAGGUACGCAGCCAAUAAGUAUCCUGCAUUUCACGAAAGUCCAACUUUUCUAUGCUGUAUAACGGGUUCAAUCGUAAUUUCUUUGUUGUUAUCUUUUUGUUUCAGUUUGGCAGUUCAUGUGUACGAGCACCUGAUUUUAGCAACAUUGCUCAUGGAGUUUUCUGAUUACUUAGGAUUGAUUAUUCUGAUUUCAGCCUGGAGGAGUAGCAAGAGAAAUUAUAGGCUGUCGGCUGGGAAGGCUAGUCUAAAAAGGAGAUACCAGAUGUCUGAAGUUUACGCCUGGACAAAUACCUUACUUCCUGCAGUAGUUGGAGCAUCUGUAUUCAAAGUUCUGUCAAUGGUUCCUAUCUGGACGUGGCUACUACUAGAUCUCUCAAACUGGGAGUACGGUAUCGCAAAUUUUCUGUAUAAUAAUAUUUUGAAUGUAUAUGUGUGCAUAUUUCCAUGGGUGCUGAUAGCAAGAAGUCAAAGUUUGAAGAAACAAAUUUUAUCGAAGAAACGAGUGAAACCAGACGUGGAAUCUAUGAGAUCUGCCUCUUCUGAAUCCGUUGAGUUGGAACAGGUGCCGGUGGAACAUUGUAUUCAAGUCGUCCAUUCAUGUUCGAAGAUCUCAAAUCCAGGAUUGCAGUGCAGGAACAUGGUGGCAUCCCUCGCAUUGAGAACUCGAUACCAUUCCCAUCCGAUGACGACGGAUUUCCUCCGGAUUCGCGUAGUUUCUUGCGUUUUUCUUCAUGAUGUACGCUCUUCGUUGUUGAUUCGGAGUGAAUGCUUCGUUUUUCAUGACACUUUCAAACAUAUGGAACAUAGUCAGCUGAUAUUCAUCUUCCAAAUCUUGAAGUCCUUUGCGAAGAGGGAAAACCAUAUUGUUGAGAGUUUCAAUGCAACGAAAAACGAGAGCAGGAAUGUUAUCAUCAGAGAUCAUUUGACUUGGAACAUUGAAUCCAUCAAUGAUAUCAGCGGAUGUCUUACGAUUUCCACCGUCAUACUUGAUGAAUGGACUCCAGAGUAA